AGACGGCGGGGUUUGAAGGGAAGACGCGUUGGAUCACUGUAGAAUCCCAGGUUAUCGAGUGGUGUGCUAUAUCGUUCGAGUUGCCUCCUCAGUUAGGAUAUGAUACCACACCUUUUUAGGGCCUCAAAAUCAACCAGUCAACGACGAUGGUCUACCGGUAUGAUACUCGAGUACGGUACCGGUAAUUUAUCACUUCUAAAUUAUUCGAGUAUCCUUGUCUUGAUGUUUACCCACCCAGCUCCAACUACCCAACUCAACUCUCCACAACUCCUGCCUGCCCCGCCGCCAUCACGAGAUCCGUCAGUACUUCAAAACAAAGCUUCACUCUACAUUACCCAUAUACCACCAAUAACUAGACUUCACGGGCAAAUAAAGAAAUAAAAUGGCCGAUGUCGACAUGAAGGAUGCUAAGGUCAUCUCCAAAGGAGAAUCAUCCGAGCCUACCAAGAAGCCCAGAUUCGAGGUCAAGAAAUGGAAUGCAGUAGCACUAUGGUCUUGGGAUAUCGUUGUCGAAAACUGUGCCAUCUGCCGUAACCACAUUAUGGAUCUCUGCAUCGAAUGCCAGGCAAAUCAGGCUAGCGCAGUGAGUGAAGAAUGUACUGUUGCCUGGGGUAUCUGCAACCAUGCCUUUCACUUCCAUUGUAUCUCGCGUUGGCUAAAAACCCGCCAAGUCUGCCCUCUCGAUAACCGAGAUUGGGAGUUCCAGAAGUACGGAAAAUAGUGGCUGCUCUCCUUCUUUUACCGAUCAAUGUCGUUUCUUAUCUCAUGUUUUUUUUUGUUUUUGCGGCGUUAUUGAUGGCCAGCUGGGAAAUUGUUGUGUAAUACUGGCUCACGCAUUCUACAAUUAGAGCGGUGAUCUACAUUCCAGGUACGAAUAAAAACGGGUGCAGAAGCUCAGUAUCUGCUAUGUAUUUCUGGGAGGGGCAGUUCUGACCGUUGUGUUGUUCAUUUGGCCUUCUGUUUCUAAGUCCUGGUCACUUAUUUUACGAUUGUGAAAAGUGUUUUGACAGGAUAUCCUUUUGCUUUA
This is a messenger RNA of Tuber melanosporum (Perigord truffle), 1027 nucleotides long. RefSeq lists its product as uncharacterized. Gene Ontology annotation, cellular component: nucleus; cullin-RING ubiquitin ligase complex. The record is from RefSeq and is a predicted model, not a curated record. NCBI's taxonomy places the organism in Eukaryota, Fungi, Ascomycota, Pezizomycetes, Pezizales, Tuberaceae. Bases 383 to 721 code for a protein of 112 amino acids. Gene Ontology annotation, biological process: ubiquitin-dependent protein catabolic process; protein ubiquitination. The transcript has 7 exons. Gene Ontology annotation, molecular function: ubiquitin protein ligase activity; cullin family protein binding; zinc ion binding.